AUGUGGAGCAUGGCUCUCCGAGAUGGCUGCUGCGGCACCGUCGCCGUCGUUCUUUCCAUGGACGAACAGGAGUGGCCAGUGCAAACAAUGUACAGGAAGCAAGCCAAGCAGGUGACACUGGAUCAAGAACCUGCAAUUUUUAUGGAUAGUGAAUCUAUCCGUCAUCCGAUGUUGGAUUCAUCGAGAGAAUAUCGAGACCGCUACGGCUAUGAAGAUGACGUGUUGAAGAAGCACCAUGGGCGUCAGCGUCACCCUUCUCCUCGGCAUGGAGAAGACGUCACUCCCAAGUCGUGCGGAGAGCCGACCGUCACGCAGCUGCAGCCUCCUCUCGCGCUGCUCCCAGGAUGA
This is a messenger RNA of Triticum turgidum subsp. durum (durum wheat), 348 nucleotides long. The record is from the annotation of a GenBank genome assembly. Lineage: Eukaryota; Viridiplantae; Streptophyta; Magnoliopsida; Poales; Poaceae.